AUGCCCCUCGGGGUGCGGCCAGGACCCUCUUCGAGAUUCCCCCUCGGCGACAGCCCGGUGCGGGUGGUGCUGUUGUUGGUGCUGUUGGGGGUGCUGUUGGUGGCGCGGCGGCGCGCGUCCCAAGACCGACAAGGGCAAAACCGUUCCGCCGCAAGAUGCGGCUGUGCCGGGUGCCGCGCUAUGCUGCAAGCCUGGCGCCGCAAAGUUCUCCGGGUGGCGGGUUUCGCCGGCUUUCUCUGGGCGCUGCGGGGCGCUUGGCCUUGCCGCCGCGGCGGGGCAGCCGGCCCCGUCUUGCUUUGGAAUUGCUGUUUUUGUGGUGUUUUUGGGUGUCUCGCGGCGGUGUUUUUUUGGCGGAAGGCGGUUUUUGAGGAGCCAAGGCCGCUCUGGCUGGCGGUGCGGUGGCGGGGCGUUCGCUGUUUUGCGGGGCUUCCCGUGGCUCCUUGUGCACGAAAGUGCGGAAGGCGCGAUGACAGAUAG
Messenger RNA from Trypanosoma grayi, 477 nucleotides. RefSeq lists its product as hypothetical. Bases 1 to 477 code for a protein of 158 amino acids. The record is from RefSeq and is a predicted model, not a curated record. Lineage: Eukaryota; Euglenozoa; Kinetoplastea; Trypanosomatida; Trypanosomatidae. The transcript has a single exon.